ACUCUACUGUAGCAUUCCACGAAGGUUGUCGAGAAACUCAAGUUAUCGUAUUUUCAACGUCUACACUUCGCUGAAAAACAGCUGGUUUUAAUGAGUCAGGUGAAGUCGUCCUUAUGUCUCAGAUAAUGGAGGAAACUAGCAGAGACACUGUAGACGUGGAAGACGACUUCGGGCCUACUAACACUGAGGGGAACAACAACACCACGCCAUUAUACGAAUAUGAUCCCUACGAGAGUUUCAACCUAUUCUCUCUAGAAGACUUAAUCCCAACUAGCAUUGUCUACGGACUUACUCUAAUUAUUGGACUGACUGGAAAUACCCUCAUUAUAUACACAGUUGUCCGCUUCAAACGCAUGCGCACUAUCAAUAAUAUUUUCUUGGCAAGUUUGGCUUCUGCUGAUUUGCUUUUAAUUACCUUCUGUGUUCCUGUAAUGUAUGCUAAAUUGUUUUCCUAUUCCUGGACGUUCGGAGAAUUUUGCUGUAAAUUCGUAUACUACAUUCAAAACGUUUCGUCUAUUUGUUCUGUGCUAACACUAACAGCUAUGAGUGUUGAAAGGUAUUAUGCUAUCAUACACCCAGUUCAGUCACGCUGUAUGUGUACAACAAAUCAAGCUCGCCGGCUUAUUAUUGCUAUCUGGAUUGUAUCGUUGGUGUUAGCCAUUCCUAUAAUACUUGUUCAGGUUCAUUUGGAAGUUGGAGAACGAAUCCCAGCUUACUGGUGUGUCCGAAAUUGGUACAGCCCAGUUCUAUGGAGCAUUUAUGAAGUUUACAUGUUUAUUCUGAUACUGGUUGUGCCAUCUGCUGUUAUGAGCUACACUUACACUAGAAUUUGUCUUCAAUUGUGGGUCGUUGUAAAAGAACGAGCUAAUAUGACGUCAGGAAUUACAGGCAACUCCUUAGAGCUGUCGGUCCAUGUGCAGAGCCACCGAACAUCUUGUAAUAGAGCAGUAAAACCCAGAAUUACAGUUCACAGAGUUGAAGAUGAUAAUGCCCAAGUAAAGCAG
Molecule: messenger RNA, 1004 nt
Organism: Limulus polyphemus (Atlantic horseshoe crab)
Lineage: Eukaryota; Metazoa; Arthropoda; Merostomata; Xiphosura; Limulidae
Product: pyroglutamylated RFamide peptide receptor-like
Exons: 6
Biological process (GO): G protein-coupled receptor signaling pathway
Cellular component (GO): plasma membrane
Molecular function (GO): G protein-coupled receptor activity
Source: RefSeq, a predicted model, not a curated record